This is a messenger RNA of Hippoglossus stenolepis (Pacific halibut), 1874 nucleotides long. Its product is annotated as motor neuron and pancreas homeobox protein 1-like. Gene Ontology annotation, cellular component: nucleus. The record is from RefSeq and is a predicted model, not a curated record. The coding region runs from base 170 to 1120 and encodes 316 amino acids. NCBI's taxonomy places the organism in Eukaryota, Metazoa, Chordata, Actinopteri, Pleuronectiformes, Pleuronectidae. Gene Ontology annotation, biological process: regulation of DNA-templated transcription; spinal cord motor neuron cell fate specification; central nervous system development. The transcript is spliced from 3 exons. Gene Ontology annotation, molecular function: sequence-specific double-stranded DNA binding; DNA-binding transcription factor activity, RNA polymerase II-specific.
UAGAGGUUUAACCAAACUUCCAAAGCUCACACAGAAACUAGAGAUAGAGUUUAAAGUUUAUUUCUUGAGUCCACUUAAUAUUUUGCAUAUACAAUAACAAAAGAUCAGUUUCUGGUAGAUUAACCUCAGCUGUUCGGUGGAGAUUUCUUUGGACGCAGUGACUUCCAUCAUGGAGAAAUCCAGGAACUUUUGCAUUGACGCGCUGCUGGCGCACGACGCGGAGCAGAGGACGGACAGCGACGGUGCGUCCCCGGGCUUGUACAGCAGGAGCCCCGGCGACAGUCCGCGGUCAACCCGCGGCUCCGAGACGCCCUCCCCGCAUCCAAACCCGAUCAACUCCUCUCCAGCUCCCCCGGGACUCCUGCACAAAUCCCAGCUCUUCAAUUUGUCCCAGCCGGGAUUCACUGCUCUGCACCAAGGGGGUCUCUUCGGAAUGCACCCGGGCUCCAUGUACCCUCUGGCGGCCUUCGGAGGCCAGCACCCCGCCUUCAUAUACCCCGGCUUUACGCAGCUGAUGCAGCCGUACGCGGAGCAGCACAAGGGGGCCAGCAUGACGGGGACUCUGCCGCUGGAGCCCUGGAUCAGAGCCGGGUUCAUGAUUCCCAGAUUUGGAGAAUAUGGAGUUCCAGGCCAGGCAGGUUUGUUGGGGAAGUGUCGGAGGCCCAGGACAGCGUUCACCAGUCAGCAGCUGCUGCAAUUAGAAAACCAGUUCAAGCUCAACAAGUACCUGUCCAGGCCUAAACGCUUCGAGGUGGCCACUUCGCUAAUGCUGACUGAGACUCAGGUUAAGAUCUGGUUCCAGAACAGACGUAUGAAGUGGAAGAGAAGCCGCAAAGCCAAGGAACAAGCAGCCCUGACUUCCCCACUGACUGAUGCGGAGAGAAAUGGGAUGGAUAUGCACAGUGCAAAGCCUCAGGGGGACUCGCACAGCUCCAGCCUUGAAGAUGAAGAAGAGCUAGAAGGGGAGGAUGAUGAUGAAAAAGAGGAGAUGGAGGUGCUGAGGGCAGGAUCUGCAGGUUUCAUGAGGCACGCCGUAGGAGGAACAGGGAAAUACAGCACUUAUUCACAGGAGGAGCUGGAGGAGGGAGGCCCAAGAACGAGAAGUGGGGUUUUCCCAUAGCGUUGAAGUCCUGCAUGCUUUUAUUGCAUGUGUUUUUAUGUUUAUUACUCUUGAGAAGACAAUACACAAUGCAAUCAGGAGCACAAACAUGGUUCGCAUGGAAAGGAUCAUUCAUUUUUUACAGCCUGACCCAUAGAAACAUAUUUUUAUCUGUCGCUCCUGAUAUAGCAGAAAAGGACGUUGACAUCUGCACUUAGGCUGAUGAAAUCAAACCGGGAUGACGCCGUCUUUGUGCACCUGGAGAUUUAAUGGUUCAGUGGCCACUUAUGAGACUUCAGAAUCAAAAAUAUUUCCAAUAGGUUUAUGGUGUGCAUGAUUUGCCUGUGUUUUACAAACAAAAGCUGUAAACUGCAAUAAACCCAUUAAUACAUGAAUGUACAUGUACUGAUAAUGUAUGAAUAGGGGGUGGCGGCACUUUUAUGGAAGGGAGAGGUUGAAAAGACGUAAAACUUUACUUGGAGCUGUUGUAAGGAGUGUCAGUGUUACAUUGUUAUCAGGGCUUCCUGGUCUGUUACAAAUACUGGACACAUAUUUGACUAAUAUUGACUUGGAUUUACAGGCAAUACUAAGGUAAAGUUUUAUGGCAUUAUAAUUGGUAUGACAAGAAAAAUGCUACUCAGGUUAUUGUUGUACUUUUUUUAUGGCUAUAUGGUCAUGGAUUUGUGUUUAUUAAUAUCGAGCUCUUUGUUUUGUAUUAUCUGUGAAACUGCAUGCUAUAUUUAGUUGAAGACACACACACACACACACACACACA